AUGAUCCUGAAAGAAGUAUGGACAUCUUUAGUGAAAUGGUGUUCCAGACUAUCAAAUAUCUGUCAAAAGAAAAUUUUGACACCAAGUCGGAUGAGCACACUUGGUCCGUGGCUGUUUUUGCUGGAGAUGUAUUGUCUGUGUUAUAUUGGGACCUCCGAGAUUAUCCCGACACUGUGGAACAGGUACGGGUCCACUCUGGUUCACAUGAAUCAGGUAUUCACUUGGUUCCUUGGGGUCGAGAUCUUUCUGAACUGGUUGUGUGUUAGGUAUGUCACGUCAUCGUAUAAGUCCGAGGCCGCCCAAAUACAGCUGCUGAAACGAGAUGAUGGCCACACUCAACAGUACACUGACUAUACGGUGUCCUUUGUCGAGGAGAACAGCUUGAGACAUAGAAAACCUUCCGAACAAAACCAAAGCAAGUCAAAAUCUAAAGGGUAUUUCACUUGGAGCACAUGCAAGUCCUGCAAGGAGGUGCGACCCGCUAGAUGUCACCAUUGUAGCAUUUGUAAGACAUGCAUUCUUGCAAGAGAUCACCACUGCUUCUUUUCCGGAAAUUGUGUCGGAUACAAAAACCUCCGUCAUUUCUUUGUCUUUCUUUUUUACAGUAUGUACGCUACGGUUUAUGCAUUUAUUCACGCAUCGACUUACUAUUACCAAGAACUCUGGCCGCGGACAUACGCACUGGAGAUCCUUCCAUUCGUUACCUUCGCAAUGAACAUCUUUGGUCACAGUGAUUACCACACAGGAGUGCUCAUCCUGGUUUGGUGGGCACUUGGUAUAUUCUUCGCCAUUGGCGCCUUCCAAUUUAUUGACCUUGUGCUUGAAAUCCCGGAAGGCGUGACGUCAUACGAAUUCAGCAGUGGAAUAGAGUUGGAUGACUCGCGUUCGUUAUUUGAGAAAAUCAGAGCAGUGUUUGGGGAAUACUGGCUUUUAAACUUUUUAGUUCCAGUUCAUUUUAUAUUUCCACCUGUCGUGGACCCAAUUAAUUGGCCAACUAUUUCCGGAAUAAAACGGGCACCAGAAGAGUUUUUGUAA
Messenger RNA from Ylistrum balloti, 1035 nucleotides. RefSeq names its product palmitoyltransferase ZDHHC6-like. Gene Ontology annotation, molecular function: palmitoyltransferase activity. The record is from RefSeq and is a predicted model, not a curated record. The transcript is spliced from 2 exons. The coding region runs from base 1 to 1035 and encodes 344 amino acids. Lineage: Eukaryota; Metazoa; Mollusca; Bivalvia; Pectinida; Pectinidae.